UCUUACACACGCCAUCGCGUACAGCAGAGAAAGAGAAGUGUGUGUGUGUGUGUGUGUGAGAGAGGGGGGAGUUCUGGUCUUCCCUGCUUCCACAUCCAUCAAGUCUCAACCACUGAAGUCAGAGGGGAGUAGAUCACUAGAGGCCGUGCGCGCGUUGCUACUCCUCGGUCUUCGCGUGGUUUUGCGGGGAUUUGACCGUGUGCCGUACGCGAUCACGGGCAGACGGAUGUGCCGACAAAAGCCCCUGCCCUGAAGUUGGAUACCGAAAACGAAAGGUUUACUCUUACCUAGCACCUGAAAGAGAAGCGGGGUGACGAGAGCCCCGUGUUUUGCCGUGUUCGGAGCACCAUGAAGCGCCCGUGCUGGAUGGCGCUCGCGCUGCUGCUGCUGGCGCAAACCGCACUGGCCCAGCGUGGCACAUCUCGACUGAGCGACGAGGAGACUUCUGGAGAUGGAGAUGAGUUAUAUGAUGAUGAAGACUUCUCCUCUGGAUCCGGCUCUGGCUUUCCAGAUAUAGAUGUUCGUCCGAGUGAAGCAAGUGUGGCUUUCACUACAAAGGAGCCCCUCCCACUUUCCACCACACAGGCCACAGGCCCCGCCCCCUCGGCUCCCCCGGCCGCCGAGCCCAGUGGCUCACCUGCACCUGAGCUGGAGCGAGAGAGCGGCCUGGGACAAGAUGUAGACACAGACAGCAAACCGGAGAUAGAAAACGAGAAAAAGUGGGAGAUUGAGGAGGAGGAUAGAGAUCAGGAAUCCGUGACAGAAAUAAGGUUGGACCAAGAGAGGCCGAAGGCAACGGUUGCACCGCGGUUGACUGAUGUUCCUGAAGUGUUCGUGGACUCAUCCAUCACUCUGGGUGAGACUACAGUGGCCCCUAGUGACCUGGAGGAAGAGGACGAUCUGUACAUUACUACAGAAACUAUGAUGUUUGAGACAUCCAGCACACCAGAGACCACCACUGAUGACAUCACAACCACUGAGGUCAUGCCCACCACCGUUUCGUCCACCACUGCUAAACCGACCAGAGCCCGACCUGCCCCGACCACACCAAGCUCCGCCCCCGUACGACCCCGGCAACCACAGACCACGCCAAGUCCUGCCCCCGUACGACCCCGGCAACCACAGACCACCCCGAGUAGAGCCGCCCCGACUGAGAGCAGUACUCGCUCGCUCAUGAGCUCCAGCACACAGACACAAACAACAGAUGAAACUGUAAAUAAUGAAGUUGCAGGACAAGGUCCAAGUGGUGACUUUGAGAUCCGCGAGACUGAAGUUAGGCAAGGCAACGAGCUCGGUCAAGGAAGAGGAGCAGGAGAACCGGAUCUGACCGGGAACACAGUAGACGCUGCCGGAAGCUCGGCUGCUCAACUUCCACAGAAGAACAUCCUCGAGAGGAAGGAGGUCUUGAUAGCGGUGAUCGUCGGAGGUGUAGUCGGAGCUCUCUUCGCUGCGUUCCUCGUAAUGUUACUCGUCUACCGGAUGAAAAAGAAAGAUGAAGGCAGCUACACAUUGGAGGAGCCUAAACAAGCCACCGUCACCUACCAGAAACCGGACAAGCAGGAAGAAUUCUACGCCUAACAUUCAUACGUUCACCUUCCUCCAUUUCUCCAACCUCGUCCCGUUUCUACCUGCCCUCCCCCCUUCUUUUCAUCUCGCCCCUUUUCCUUUGAUCCCUUUCUUCCCUAUUUUCCCAAUGAGAGUGCCUCUCAUUCCACGGACUCUGAACUUUCUUUUCCAAAAAAAAAAAAAAAACUGAAAAAGAUCAAAGUAGAAAAAAAUGGAAUUGUUUGUGGGAGGGGCUUGUGCUAGGGGUGGGGUCAGAGAGGGCGGGGCUUGAGCCUACACACACACACACACAGAGAAGAAAAAAACUUUUUUAAGAACAUGUUAUUAUUGAUAUGUUUAGGAUUGUUGUUCUAUGGAAUUAUGACCAGAUUCUUUUUUUUUUUUUUUUUUUUUAAAGACACUCCGUUUCAGACAUGUUUCCUGCACAAUAUUACUCUCAGACUGAAAACAUGGGAGCAAAAAAAAAUAAAAUAAAAAGCAUGAACAAAAUGAGGGAGAGGACAAGAACACAGUUGGGGGUCAUGGGGGGUUUGUGCAAGUCAGGCGAGAGGGAGAAAAAGGACCAGAAAUAAGAGUUGCAUGGCAGAAGUAGAGUCUGUACUCGAAAUGCUCUUCUGUCACCAAGGUCAGUGAUCUAGCGUUGUGUGGUGCCUUCCAUUUCCCUGGUGCUAGAAGCAGAGCUCGAGCAGAGUGAGUGUGUGUGUGUGUGUGUGCUUGCGCAUAUGUGUGUGAUUGUAUGUCUAAGGUGCCCUUGUGACCCCUGCCUAGACACGCGGGGACACACACACACACUCCGACUCCCUCUGCUGGCGAGAGCAUGUGUUGGCACGACGGUACCCUCCGUUUGGAGCAGGGAGCCCGAAACACCAACACAUUAAAAACACUGAAGGUUUGCUGUGAGGGAGCGCAUGCAUAGAAUCAGAGGACUAGCCUCUCCUCUGCUCUGUAUAAAAACUUUAGUAAUCAUUAGUAAUAAUCAAUAAUAUAUCAGCAGCUCUGAAUGGAAGGAAAUUGGUGAUCAUAAUAUUCGUAGUGAAGGAUAUUAUCUAUUUAGCUGUGCAGUAAGGUUUUAUCGGUGUAAAUAUCAACUUGACUUUUUUUUUUUGGUUUGUAAUGCUUUUAACCAUGUUAUUGUAGUAAAAAAAAAUAAACACACACACACAUGCUAUGGAUAUCUACCUGGACAUCAUUUGAAAAAAGAUGUUAAUCAGUUAAACCUGCAGAAAUGCUGAAUGCUCAGCGUUUAGUGCUUCGCUGAUCAUAAGUCAAUGCCUGUUUUUUGUUUUGAAAGGUCGGUCUUGUCCACUGUCAAAUGGAGACAUUUCCACUCGCACUAACCAGCCUGAUGGACCGUCCUGCUCAAGACGGAUGUUGAUAAGGAACUUGUGCGAAAAGGGGAUUGGGAUAUUAAUAUUAUCGCUGUGGGUAACAGAUGCAACAUAAACUUAACGGUUCGGGAGAAUAAACGCGUGUCUAACAAAGAUAUCCAAGCUGAAAGCCUUUAAAUAGUAUAGUACGAUCUCAGAAUUACGAUCACUUUUUUUCCUGGGUUAUUUUGUUUUGUUUUAAUGUGUUAUGUUAGAAUACAUUUCAUUCAUAAAAGCAAAAUGACUAGAAAUGCAUGAAUUAGCAAUAACAAGCUAUCAACAACAAACUCUGUGGUUGACAUGCUCAGAAUGUAUGUGACAUGUCAUGUGGUGUGAUGUCAGUGUUACUCGCAGAUGUAGCACAAGAUGUUAGCAAAAUGCUGAAAUGACAUUACUUGUCUUAACACAUAUCAUUUUAAAUAUCUGAACGUGCAAAUGUACUAUAGCGAGUCUGGGACGGCUUGUGCGCAGUAUCGGCACACAGUCCCCGAAAUUUCCUUUUUUAUAUCCACAGUAACGGAGGAUUAUACCCAACCCCAUUUAUAAACAUAUCGCUGAGGGUAAAGCUGCCAUAACACUGAAACGUGACAUCAAAUCAAAUAACGCUUCCUAUCACAAAUCAUGCGUUUAGAAUGCAUGGUGAUGGUUUUUUUUUUAUGUGAGAAAUCUACACUCAAGCAUAUUCUACUGAGUGUGUGUACAAAAGCACAUUCAAGAAGCCUGUGGGAUAUUUUGGGGAGGUGGGGGAAAUCUUGAGACCCAUACAGGGUGGUUGUACUUCAGUCUAAGAUUGUAAUGUCACACCUGUGCAACAGUACCUGUAGCUUGAAUAUUGUACUCUGUAUGAACAGUGUGUGAGUGUGUAUAUUGGCUUGUUUUCAUGCAUUUGCAAGUGUGUUUCACUCCCUGAUGGUUCUUCCUUUGUGGGGAUAGUCUCUUCUCCCUGCACUUAAAUUGCUAUACGACACUGACAAUUGCACAAACACACAAAACCUGUUACUCAUAGCAUCACAGCCUCGGCCUUAUUAUUAUUAUUAUUAUAUAGGACCUAGAAGAAUUUAUGACACAUCACAGCACACCUUUGAUCAAAUUAUUACAGUAAGGCCCAGUCUCUUGGACACUGAGUAAAUGUUAGAGACCGGUAAUCGGUUUGGAUCGAGACUAUAAUCCGUUUAGAUCGAGAUUAUGAUCGGUUUGGAUUGGGACAGAUAAUCGGUUUGGAUCGAGACUAUAAUCCAUUUAGAUCGAGAUUAUGAUCGGUUUGGAUUGGGACAGAUAAUCGGUUUGGAUUGAGACCGAUAAUCAGUUUGGGUCGAGACUAUGAUCGGUUUGGAUUGAGGCCGAUAAUCGGUUUGGAUCGAGACUAUGAUCGGUUUGGAUUGGGACAGAUAAUCGGUUUGGAUCGGGACCGAUAAUCGGUUUGGAUCGUGACUAUAAUCGGUUUUGGGUCGAAACUAUAAUCGGUUCGGAUCGAGACUAUGAUCAGUUUGGAUUGGGACAGAUAAUCGGUUUGGAUCGAGACUAUAAUCGGUUUGGAUCGAGACUAUAAUCUGUUUGGAUCGAGACUAUAAUCGGUUUGGAUCGAGAUUAUGAUCGGUUUGGAUUGGGAAAGAUAAACGGUUUGGUUCAAGACCGAUAAUCGGUUUGGAUUGAGACUAUAAUCGGUUUGGAUCGAGACUAUAAUCGGUUUGAGGACUGAUAUUUUUACCGAUAUUCACAUUUACUACUUGAACCAUUUAGUAGAGGUCUAAAGAAUAGCAACAAUGCCAUUGCACAUCUGUAUGUUGACUUAAAUAAAAUGAAAUUAAAUAAAAAAAUAAAAUCUCAAAACUAAAAACGAAACAAACAACUAAUUAGAGUGCAACAAAAAUGCAAUUGUUAAAAUUUAUAAUUAUAUCGAAACAAAUUAUAAUGGAUAUAUUUUAUUUAAUUGGUCAAAAAAGCAGAAAUAAAUGGUAAUUAAAUUGGUCAUGUUUUCAUUUGUGUCCAAGAGACCGGCUCUAACACGUCACGACAAAUAUUCACAAAACCUCAGCAAUCAUUAGUGUCUAAUUGGAAUAUGAACUGGAAUAACGUUAAUCAAACAGUUACAUGCUAAACAGAUAGUUGUAAGCCUACAAUUAGUAUGUGAAAUUCAGGUAUUAAGACAUGAUGAUUGUUUAAAAAGUCAUUUUUGUACAAAAAAAAAAAUGCUGUUGGUGCUGGAGGUUUAAUAUUUCGAUCAAAAUAAUGUUCACAGCUUUCACCCCACCACAAUCUAAUCGUGUGAGAAACACAUUCACAUGUCCUCGUGAAUCCCACACCUCCCCACCACAAACACCCACCUGUCCGUUCCAGAACGCCUGGAGCUCGCUGUGUGUUCAUGUUGUGGAUGUCAGUUGAACUUUGAGUUUGCAUUGCUGUCUUUUCUACUCAUUUCUACCGGUAACUCUUUCUAUUCAUAGCCAAAUAUGAGGCGGGCCUUCCUGUGUCUGUGUGCCAAUCACAGACCAGCAUGGUCCUGGUCUGAUGGUCGCCCAGCGUGGUUUUAUACAUGCACAUUUUUUUAAAAAGAACUUUUGUUUUUGUUUUCUUUGUUUUUAAUUUUUUUCCUCAUUGGUUGAUUUGUGUAUAAAGAGGCAAAGUUCUGUCACUAAUAUGCCACUCUAUUCAAAAUAAAACCUGAUUGGUUAUC
This is a messenger RNA of Pimephales promelas (fathead minnow), 5607 nucleotides long. RefSeq names its product syndecan 3 (gene sdc3). NCBI's taxonomy places the organism in Eukaryota, Metazoa, Chordata, Actinopteri, Cypriniformes, Leuciscidae. Gene Ontology annotation, cellular component: cell surface; membrane. The record is from RefSeq and is a predicted model, not a curated record. Gene Ontology annotation, biological process: cell migration.